Molecule: messenger RNA, 906 nt
Organism: Leishmania mexicana MHOM/GT/2001/U1103
Lineage: Eukaryota; Euglenozoa; Kinetoplastea; Trypanosomatida; Trypanosomatidae
Exons: 1
Biological process (GO): iron-sulfur cluster assembly
Cellular component (GO): mitochondrion
Molecular function (GO): iron-sulfur cluster binding; iron ion binding
Source: RefSeq, a predicted model, not a curated record
ACUCGUCAUGCAUCUCUGUCCAACUCCUCCUGUCCCUACUCCCUCUCUCGUUUGGUGUUUGCCUCUUCGUCCUUGUCUUCUCAAGGUUGCGCGCUCCCAUGGGUUACGAGGUUUAUGUGUAGUAUGCUGCGGCGCACGUUAUGCCGUCGCAUGAUGCAGCUGCAUGCGCAGCCCACCCCAAACCCGCUCUGCCACUCCUUCACUAUCCCGGCGGACAGCUUUGAGAGCUUUGUGCCGCAAGGGCAGUCGUGCGAGGUGGCACACCGCGGCCUGGCGUGGGUGCACCCGCUCUCCCAAGGACUCUUUGAGCAGUACUCGCAGGAGGUGAUGAGCGUCUUUAUCGCCCCUCGGCACGUGUCCAUCUCCGUGUACACGAAUGUGGAGUGGUCUAAAAUCGAGUGGAGCAUCAGCAGCUUCCUGGGGCACUACCUCAUCUUCAAUAAUACGUGCAUCUCUCCUGCAAAGGAGUACACUCUCAUCGAGGAUGACCUAGAGCUGAAGGACACCGACUCCGAGGUGCUACAAUGCAUCAAGGAGCUGCUGCGGGAGCAGGUGCGUCCGAUGGUCCAGCGCGACGGAGGCGACGUAAAGCUGCUGAACUUCAACGAGAAAACGGGUGUUGUGUCCCUUGCGAUGCUUGGUGCCUGCAAAACGUGCCCCUCGUCGCAGAACACCCUCAAGGACGGUAUCGAACGCGUCAUGAAGCACUUUUUGCCCGAGGUGACAGAGGUGAUCGAGGACAAGGAGCACCAGUUCUACGAGGACUACGGGCUUCUUUUCGACUCAGAGAAGGCGCUCUUCAAGGAGGCCGCGCGACUAGAUCGAGAGCGGCAGGCGCACCUUCGACACAAGCUAACCCCCACGGUUCUCUCCUAUGACGCUCUCAACGAACCGGAUGGCGAUUGA